AUGUUGUAGGAAAUCCACCGCUGCUCCUCACUCACUGUCAGAUUAGAGUUUAAUCCGAGGGGGAGGAUACACUGUCACCUCGUUCUGCAUCUUGGAAGGACUCUCGGUGUCUGCAUACUAACUAAACGCAAUAUUACGUGAGACUGUAUUUUGUUCUACAACAAACGGCCUGUACAUAGAAGAUGAAACACCAGUUUUCUGUUGCGGUCUUUGCCUGCCUGACGUCUUGCAAAUACGUGGAAAUGUUAGCUGGCUAACUAGCUGAAAAAGAGUAACGUUAACUAAAUCGGAUUAACGUUCGCUGAUAACGGCAGACACCGUCUAGGUAAUAUCCAGGUAUCAUGUGUUGUACUUGGUAACUAGCUACACAGCGAACGGUCGCCUUUGUUAAUUUUUUUGAAUGUUUAUUACCUUCCUCCAUUUUUGUCAACAUUACUUCUUUGUGCUGUAAUUAUUCGCUAGCAUUAAUGUUGCAAGCUAGCUAGGUUAAUAGCCAGUCAAACAAACCGCAACAAGAACCGGAGCUCUUUCGCUGGCUAAUCGUCACUGUUUGUUGGAAAGAGCAGACAUAAAAUUACCUCCGACCACAACCGAAAGUCAAGACGGAGCUGACGACCAAGCUGAUGUGCUAGCUUGUCGUUUGGCCAGCUGGCAAAGGGGGCUGCACAAGAUUUUAUUCCCGAAGUUAGCCUUCAGACGAAGCAAAGAUGUCAGGAAAGGAUAAAAACAAAGACAAACAAGAGAAACAGUCCACAACGGAGCGGCUGAUAAAAGCUGUGCCAUACCCUCCACAACAUAAGCUGACUGUGAAAGAAAUAUAUGAAGAUGGCAAGCCCAAUGCUGAGCUGCUCCGCAACCACCUGGUCAAAGAGGGCAGGGUGGAAGAGGACGUGGCUCUAAAGAUCAUCAAUGAUGGGGCUAACAUCCUUCGCCAAGAGAAGUGCAUGCUGGAAGUGGAGGCGCCUAUAACAGUAUGUGGGGAUGUCCAUGGACAAUUCUUUGACCUUAUGAAGUUGUUUGAAGUGGGGGGAUCACCCAGUAACACACGGUAUCUCUUCCUCGGUGACUACGUAGAUCGAGGAUACUUCAGUAUUGAGUGUGUUCUCUACCUCUGGUCGCUCAAGAUCAACCACCCCACCACACUCUUCCUCCUGCGUGGGAACCACGAGUGCCGACACCUCACAGAGUACUUCACCUUCAAACAGGAAUGUAAAAUUAAAUACUCUGAACGGGUGUAUGACGCCUGUAUGGAGGCCUUUGACUGCCUGCCUCUUGCUGCCCUGCUCAACCAACAGUUCCUAUGUGUACAUGGCGGACUCUCACCAGAAAUUAACUGCCUAGAUGACAUUAGGAAGUUAGACAGGUUUAAAGAGCCUCCAGCAUUUGGUCCAAUGUGUGAUCUGAUUUGGGCUGACCCCGGUGAGGACUAUGGCAGUGAAAAGACAUCUGAACACUUCAACCAUAACUCCGUCAGAGGCUGCUCAUACUUUUUCAGUUACUCAGCAGUUUGUGACUUUUUGGUAAAUAAUAACUUGCUGUCAGUAAUAAGAGCCCAUGAAGCACAGGAUGCAGGGUAUCGUAUGUACAGAAAAAGCCAGACCACAGGCUUCCCUUCAUUAAUCACAAUCUUUUCAGCUCCAAAUUACCUAGAUGUCUACAACAACAAAGCUGCUGUAUUAAAAUAUGAGAACAACGUGAUGAACAUCCGACAAUUCAAUUGUUCCCCCCACCCUUACUGGUUGCCCAAUUUUAUGGAUGUCUUCACAUGGUCUUUACCGUUUGUUGGAGAGAAAGUAACGGAGAUGCUGGUGAACGUCCUGAACAUUUGCUCUGAUGAUGAGCUCAUGUCAGAGGGAGAUGACUUAUAUGAAGGUGGAACCUCAGCGAUGCGUAAGGAGGUCAUCCGAAACAAGAUUCGUGCUGUGGGGAAAAUGGCCCGAGUCUUCUCAGUCCUCAGGGAGGAAAGCGAGAAUGUGUUAACACUCAAAGGCCUCACCCCAACUGGAACUCUUCCUGUGGGAGUGUUGUCAGGGGGAAAGCAGACCUUACAGACUGCAACGAUUGAGGCAGCUAAAGCACAAGCCAUUCAAGGCUUCUCUCCCACGAGGAAGAUUCGUAACUUUGAGGAGGCCCGCGGCCUGGACAGGAUAAACGAGAGGAUGCCGCCACGCAAAGAUAACCAGCUGCCAGAUGGAACCACGAUCAACACCCCCACCUCCAACAAGAACGGCACUGAUGGAUAAGCAACAGGAACACCGCUCGCCCAUCUUCACACAACCAACACCCCCAUGACUCAUAGCCCCUAACCACUCUCUCUCUUUCUGUCUCUCUCCCUCUGUCACCUCUACUGAAACUGCAUGUCCAUCUUCUGCUCCCCCGCAGUCGGGCGGGGAAAGGAAGCGGACACAACGGUAGAUAAAAAAACAAACAAAAGGAGGCAACAGCGCUGGGAAAACACUUUCAGCUUCUGAAAAAACAUGUCCGUUAUCUGGAGAAAAAAAUAUUUAUUUAGGAUUAAAUAUAUUAGAUAUAUUGUUUAUUAGCAACAAAUCAUUCAAUUAAGACAUUUUGCAAGUGUUCAAGUGUAUACUGUACACUGAAGUCCUAACUUAUACAGGUCAAAAUUAUAAAAAAAUAAUUGAGUUGAUACCAAUAGAUGAAGCCUUUGUUAUCCAGGAGUUUUAGUCACUUUACUUUUUUUUUAUUGUUCUCCAUGUGUUUGGUAAGGGAAAAUUCGAAGUACAGAUACUAUAGCCUCAACAUUCUCGUUUGGGUCAUGCAUUCAUGCAUCUUGCAUUUUUGGCACUACAUAUGUACUUUUGCUUUCAUGUGUGUCAGUUGAAAGAUAAAUGAUGUAUGUAUUGAGAGGUGAAAGAAAGAAGAAGGGAAGCAAAUUAUAUUGGAACAAUUAUUACAAAUUAAUAUUUUGUACUUGAAGCAGAAAUUAAAUACAGAUUUAUAGUCUUAUUUAUACAUUUUGAUGAUCCCUCCCCAAAGAUGCUGAAUGGAUUUUGUUCAGUAUUUUGUUCACUUCCAGAGUAUGAACAAUUUUCUUCUUGUGUUAUAAUUUGUGAGUGUAAAUAUUCACAAAUCCUUUAACAAAUUUAGGGGUUUAUGCUUUGUGUGCAAUGAUGGUUGCUGUUCUGUGCUGGUUAUGACUUGUAUUCACAUAAUGGCAAAUAGGAUGUUCUCGCUCCACUAAACCAAAUAAGGGAUAUACAGUACAGCAUGUCUUAUUCUAUCACCACGAGCAAGCCUGCCAAUACUCCCACAUCGCGCUUGGAAGCACCUCUUCUUCUGAAGCGCUGAAGUUAAGCCGCCUCUCUGGGAUUGAGCACGGUGCAUGAAGAUUAAAGCACGAGAAACCAACU
Molecule: messenger RNA, 3371 nt
Organism: Etheostoma spectabile (orangethroat darter)
Lineage: Eukaryota; Metazoa; Chordata; Actinopteri; Perciformes; Percidae
Gene: ppp3cca
Product: protein phosphatase 3, catalytic subunit, gamma isozyme, a
Exons: 14
Coding region: 708-2243 (511 amino acids)
Biological process (GO): calcineurin-mediated signaling
Molecular function (GO): calmodulin-dependent protein phosphatase activity
Source: RefSeq, a predicted model, not a curated record